Haliotis rufescens (red abalone) is the source of this 2035-nucleotide messenger RNA. RefSeq names its product beta-1,3-galactosyl-O-glycosyl-glycoprotein beta-1,6-N-acetylglucosaminyltransferase 3-like. The coding region runs from base 429 to 1646 and encodes 405 amino acids. Gene Ontology annotation, cellular component: membrane. The transcript is spliced from 5 exons. Gene Ontology annotation, molecular function: acetylglucosaminyltransferase activity. The record is from RefSeq and is a predicted model, not a curated record. Lineage: Eukaryota; Metazoa; Mollusca; Gastropoda; Lepetellida; Haliotidae.
AGUACCAGUAUGCUGCUGUGGCUGUUACAUCCAGCCCUCACAAGCCGAGGGCACAUUCAUAUUGGAGUUAGUCUCCUCACCAUUUAUGUUGACUAUUUCGACACGAUUGGUUAUUUAUAAACUUGUUUCUAGGCAUUGUCUUCUGCCAGGUGACGUCUAAACGGAUAAGUGUUAGAUCUGCAGAGAUGUCUUGGAAACGCGUCGUGUUGUACAGAUCCAAGAGGGGUGCAAUAUAACAGGACUAGCAGAGGUAGCAACAGCAACAACAACACUAGCAAACACUAGCAGGAGGAGCAACAGCAACAUUAGCUGAGGUAGGAACAACACUUGCAAACACUAGCAGGCGAGCAGAAGCAACAACACUAGCAGAGGGAGCAACAACACUAGCAAGACGUGUGUCCUUCCGAAAGUUGGUCCAGAUCUUUGUAAUGAGUUCCAUGUUAAUUCUGCUCACUAACUGCAUCUACUGGAAUGAAGAUUUUGUGCGGAAUGUCCUCAUCAGUCUACGGACCAAACGCCAAAACCUCUUUCUGUCUGUAUCCCCAAGUCGUUCAGAAGCCAACUGCUCUGCCAUCUUUAGGGGUGACAGGUCUGAGACACUCCGAGCCAAAUCUCUACCUCCAAGACACUCCAUACCCCCCUUCUCUCAAAGUGUACUCGCUGCACGCAUGCAAUGUGAGGAGUUCAAACGUUCACGAGGAUAUAUUCUCAAUGCUACGCCUGAGGAACUGGAGUUUCCACUAGCGUUUAGUAUACUUAUGUACAAAGAUAUGGACCAGAUGGAACGACUGCUCCGAGCGAUCUACCGACCACACAAUGUGUACUGUGUCCACGUGGAUCUGAAGUCCCCAAUUUCACGGGAGGUUGCAACUUUACUGCAGUGUUUUGAUAACGUGCAUCCUGCCUCCCGACGAGUGAAUGUGGUGUGGGGGGAAUAUUCUGUUCUGGAGGCGGACCUUAUCUGUAUGGAAGACCUCCUAGCACACGCAAACUGGAAGUAUUUCAUCAACCUCACUGGACAGGAGUAUCCCUUGAAGACGAAUUACCAGAUUGUUCAAGUACUCAAAUCUUUCAAGGGGGCAAACAAUGUCGCAGGUACACUCACGAGGUACAAUGAGAACUACCGACGAUGGAGCGCAGCCGGGCCCCCGCCUCGACAUAUACGCCCUGUGAUGGGGUCUGUCCACGUUCUCGUCAACAGAGUCUUCGUCCAGUAUGCCAUCACUAACCCAACGGCGAAGGAUCUGCUGGACUGGGUGAAACAGACCCUGAUCCCUGAUGAAACAUUCUUCCCUACCCUAAACUACAACGCACAGCUCGGUAUACCAGGGACGCACACAGGAGAACCUCACGAAGAGCCCUUCCCCGCCCGUUACAAGAACUGGGACCAUGGACUAUGGUUCUACCUGGAUGACUGUCAAGGAAAGUACCUACGGGAGAUUUGUAUCGUUGGCGUGGGGGACCUCCCGUCUCUCACCAGACAGAAACAUCUCUUUGUUAACAAGUUCCUGGGAGACUUUGAGCCUGCUGCUUUGGACUGUAUAGAAGAGUGGUACUUUGACACAAUCAAGAAAGAAAACAAUGGACCUCGACACUUUGAUACCUCCUUUUACGAGGCUAUGGACUUUGUACGCAAUAAAGUAUGAUCUGCCUCAGUUAUAACUUCAUUGUCAUUUCUGUAUUAUUUUAUAUUCCAAAUGUAUGUGACUUUGUGUGGAACGGAUUCUUAUUAAUCCUUAUGAUGGCUUCAGGUAGAAUAUCAAUUUCUUUAUUAAAGUAAGGACACCGAGAGUGAGCGCCUUCGCCCUGGAUAUUGUUAUGUAAUAUACUUCGGUUGCAUUAUGAAAUCAAUAUUCAUACCUAUUUCUGAAAAAAGGUUUAAAAUCUCCUAUGAUUACACGCAAUUGUAAAUACAUACCACCAUAACAUUUUCCCUUGAAAGACAUAUCCACAUAUCCAUCAUGGCGUAACCUCCAAUUAACAACAAAGAAUGUUCUUCUCCAAACAUCUUGUAACGUGUGGUGCUAUUUGUCUA